Messenger RNA from Chiroxiphia lanceolata (lance-tailed manakin), 4254 nucleotides. Its product is annotated as fas-binding factor 1 homolog. The transcript is spliced from 20 exons. Gene Ontology annotation, biological process: establishment of epithelial cell polarity; cilium assembly. The record is from RefSeq and is a predicted model, not a curated record. Gene Ontology annotation, cellular component: centriole; ciliary basal body; ciliary transition fiber. NCBI's taxonomy places the organism in Eukaryota, Metazoa, Chordata, Aves, Passeriformes, Pipridae. Bases 292 to 4152 code for a protein of 1286 amino acids.
ACCCCCCAGAACCUCCUGGGACCCCCCGAGCGGGAUUGAUGGGCCCAGAACCCCCGGGGGAGACAGGAGAGUAUCCUCCGGGACGUCCUGGGACCCCUGGGAGGGACGGUGGGAGGGGUGAGUCCCGGGACCCCCUGAGACCCCCCCAGCACCUUCUGGGACCCCCGAGGUCCCCCCGGGCCUCCAGAGAGCCGCCCCCUCCUCUCCUCUCCCCUCAGGCCGGGGGUCCUGACCCGGAGGAGGCAGCGGUGGGGCUGGGAAUGACUUGGGAAUGACCUGGGAUCGACUGGGAUGAGCCACGGUGUUGGGGAAGCUCUGGUGCUUCCCUGUAUCCUGAGAGAAUUUGUGUCUCCACAGGUGGCCCCAGCCCGGAGCAGGAUGGCAGAUUCCGUGGAGGACGUGCUCGCGGAUCUCCUGGGAUUCGAUGAGGAUCCUCCCGUUCCCCCUUCCCGUGGAUCCCGACUCACCUGCGCCCAGGUGAGCUCCAGGGGGGCCCUGGAGGAGGAUCCCGUCGGGAAAUUCCCUGAAGAUGAUGUGGGAGAGACACAGGACCUGGAUGACCUGGAUGCAGAAAUCCUGGGAAUCUCCAGAUCCAGGCCCAGGCUGGCGGGAGCUGGGACAGGGGCAGGGAAAAGCCUUGGGAAGCAGCUGGAUCCCGAGGAAGGUGCCCCCGGUGUCCCCCCCAGGGGUGGCCUCGGUGACCUCGUGGAUUCCCCGGGAGGAGCCGGGAAAGCCCCGGGAAUGUCGGACAGCCCGCGGCUCCGCACGGGAAGAGGCUCCGGGGGCAAAAUCCUGGAGCAGCCGGAAAAGGGGGAAUCCGGGACCGAAAAGGGGGAAUCCAGGACGGAUCCUGAGGAGCCGGAGCAGCCAGGGCCGUGGGAAGAGCUGGAUUUUCCCGUGGGAUCCUACGAGCCCUCCGUGGCCUCCGAGGGGCAGCCGGGCCGGAGGAGGGGGCGCAGGAUUCCCAGCGGGAUCGGCCUCUUCCCGAGGGCCCCGAGGGGCAGCGGGGGCGGGGCCGCCUGGCUGGGCCUGAAGGAUGAGGAAUUCCCAGGAUCCGGAGCCAGGGACGAGGAAUUCCCGGGAUUGGGACCCAAGGACAAGGAUAUCCCAGGACUGGGAUCCAAGGAGAAGGAUAUCCCAGGACUGGGAUCCAGGAAUGAGGAUUUCCUGGGACUGGGACCCAAGGAUGAGAAUUUUCCAAGAUUGGGACCCAAGGACAAGGAAUUCCUGGGAUUGGAGCCCAAGGACAAGGAAUUCCCGGGACUGGGAUCGAAGGACAAGAAUUUCCCAAGAUCCGAACCCAAGGACAAGGAUUUCCCAGGACUUGGAUCCAAGGACAAGGAUCUCUCAGGAUUGGUAUCCAGGAAUGAGGAUUUACCAGGAUUGGGACUCAAGGACAAGGAAUUCCCAGGACUGGGAUCGAAGGACAAGAAUUUCCCAAGAUUGGGACCCAAGGACGAGGAUAUCCUGGGAUUGGGAUCCAAGAAUGAGGAUUUCCCAGGACUGGGACCCAAGGAUGAGAAUUUCCCAAGGUUGGGACCCAAGGACAAGGAAUUCCUGGGAUCGGGAUCCAAGGACAAGGAUUUCCCGGGACUGGCAUCGAAGGACAAGAAGCUCCCAAGAUCAGAACCCAAGGAUGAGGAUUUCCCGGGAUUGGGAUCCAGGGAUGAGGAUUUCCUGGGAUUGGAGCCGCCGGCAGGAGCCGAUCCCGGCCCGGCCCAGGAGCAGAACUGGCUGAGCUCGGCCUUGGCCCGGAAAAGAGCCCGGGAGAGACAUUCCCAACCCUCCGGGAGCCCGGGAAGAGAGCCAGAGGGAGUGGAGGGGCUGGAUCAGCAUUCCCGGGAGAGCAGGAGAUGCCCUUCCCAGGACACCAUUCUCCAAUCCCAACCAUUCCAGAAGGAUCCAGGGGCUCUCCCAUCCCAACCAUUCCAGAGGGAUCCAGGAGCAUUCCCAUCUCAACCAUUCCAGAGGGAUCCAGGAGCAUUCCCAUCUCAACCAUUCCAGGUGAAUCCAGGAGCAUUCCCAUCGCAACCAUUCCAGAGGGAUCCAGGAGCUCUCCCAUCCCAACCAUUCCAGAGGGAUCCAGGAGCUCUCCCAUCGCAAUCAUUCCAGAGGGAUCCAGGAGCUCUCCCAUCGCAACCAUUCCAGAGGGAUCCAGGAGCUCUCCCAUCGCAACCAUUCCAGAGGGAUCCAGGAGCUCUCCCAUCCCAACCAUUCCAGGUGAAUCCAGGAGCAUUCCCAUCCCAACCGUUCCAGAGGGAUCCAGGAGCAUUCCCAUCUCAACCAUUCCAGGUGAAUCCAGGAGCAUUCCCAUCGCAACCAUUCCAGAGGGAUCCAGGAGCUCUCCCAUCGCAACCAUUCCAGAGGGAUCCAGGAGCUCUCCCAUCGCAACCAUUCCAGAGGGAUCCAGGAGCUCUCCCAUCCCAACCAUUCCAGGUGAAUCCAGGAGCAUUCCCAUCCCAACCGUUCCAGAGGGAUCCAGGAGCAUUCCCAUCUCAACCAUUCCAGGUGAAUCCAGGAGCAUUCCCAUCGCAACCAUUCCAGAGGGAUCCAGGAGCUCUCCCAGCCCCACCACUCCAGGAUCCAGGAGCUUUCCCAUCCCAGCCAUUCCAGAGGGAUCCAGGAGCAUUCCCAUCCUGGCCAUUCCCAGCUCCAGGAGCAUUCCCGGCAUUCCCGGCCAAUCCCGGCUCCGGCUCCAUCCUGGGCACUCUCUCGACGCGGGUGGCGGAGCUCGAGCUCCAGGUCCGGGCGCUGGAGCUGGAGCGGAGCCUCUUCCUGGAGAGUCUCCAGAGGCGGCACCGGGACCUGGAUCUGCUGGAGAGCCCACACAGGUACCGGGAUGUGCUGGGAUCCCACAGGAGCCGAGGGAAGGUGGGGGAGGAGCAGCAGGAGAGGCCACGGGUUCUGACACGGAGCCAGGACAGGAGCCCCCCCCCGUGCCAGGAUCACCCCCCAUCCCGGGAUCUGCCCCUCUCCAAGGAUCACCCCACGGCCCAGGAUCACUGCCAGGAUCCCUCCACGGCCCAGGAUCAUCCCAGAUCCCAGGAUCACCCCCCUUCCCAGGAGCGGGAUGAGCAGCUCACAGCGCUCCAGGCCCGGCUGUGCCGGCAGCAGCAGGAGCAGAGCCAGCUCCAGGAGGCCUUGGCUGCCCUGGAAUCCCGGCUGGGAGAGCAGGAGCAGCUCCUGGAACAGGAGCGCCGCAGGGCCGAGGCCGAGCAUUCCAAGGCGGAAUCCCUGCGGAAGGCGCUGGAGGAGCAGCGGCAGCUCUCGGCUCAGCUGCUCUCCAUGGAAAGGGCGGCGCUGGACGAGGCCAAGGGCGCGUGGCUGGAGGAGCAGCGGGCGCUGCUCCGGGAAUGCUCCGAGGAGCGCAGGAGGCUGGAAAAGGCCUGGGCGGAAUUCCGGAGCCGGGAGAGGCUGAGCCAGGAGCGCUCGGAGCACCUGGAGUCGGCCCUGAGGAACCUGGACAAGGAGCAGGCAGCACUGCGGUUCCGGGCUCGGGAGCUGCGUUCCCAGGAGGAGCAGCUGGAGCGGGAGCGGGAGGCGCUGGAGGAUUCCCGGCGGGAGCUGCGGCUGGACAGGGAGAAGGUUCUCCGGGACACGGAGCGGCUCCGGCAGCGGGAGCAGGAGGUCCAGGCCCUGGCCGAGCUCUCGGAGCGGCAGUCCCGGGAUGGGGAGCGGGCUCUUCGGGAAGCCCGGAAUGUGGAGGCGGAGCAGCGGGAGCGGCUCCGGGCAGGGCGGGAGCAGCUGGAGCAGCUCCGGGAGCAGGAGCAGCGUUUGGAGCAGGACCGGCUGAGCCUGGCGCAGCAGCGGCGGCAGCUCCAGCGGCUCCGGCAGGAAUUGUCCCCGCAGGAAUUGUCAGUGCCCGGCGCCGGGACCCUGCUGGGCACAGCCCGGGAGCGGCCGAUCCCGAGGGAUGUGAUCCCGGGGGACCGGCUCCACAUCCCCCUGGCUCCAGCGGCCCCGGGCACUCCCGGAUUGCUCCCGGGAUUCCUGCCUCCCCUGGGGAUGAUCCUGGGGGGCACCAGGGACACCCUGUCGGGAUCGGCCGCGCUCCAGGGGCACCUCCUGCUGCUGAAACACCGGGCACGGAUGGACCACGAUUUCCUGGAGAGCGAGAGCUUCUUCCUGGAGAACUUGAGGAAAGGGCUCUGAAACCUCCCCCCCGGACCAGCCUGGAGCUUCGGGGGAGCUGCAGCUGGAAUGGGAGCUGGAAUGGGAGCUGGAGUUGGAAUGGGAGCGGGAGCUGGAAUGGGA